UAAAUAUGAAAAAAUAUUUUGGUUGGAGUAGGAUUAUAGGAGAGACAACUUCGUCAGACCGAAAAUAAAUCAUCAUUAUUCCUCUCAUCCCUUCCCGAGCAAAGCUUAAAAGAGUUCCUACAGUAGUACUAUACAAUUCAUAAAAAAAUAUGUAUAAAAAUUAAUACACUUUCAUUGAGAUUUGAGCCAAGCAGAGAAGAAGAAGAAGAAGAAGAGGGAAAGAGAAGAUCUCCCAGCGGAUCAGUCCCCGCUUUAAAAGCAUUGGCGGCGACUGAUUUCAUCUCUCUCCUCUUCCUCCUUUACUUCUCUCUCUCUCUCCUCUCUCUCUCUCCUCUCUCUCUCUCUUCCUGUAUUACUCUCUCAAAGACAAAAGCACUUCUUCCAUCUCUCUCUCUCUCUUACGCCAUUUGGGUUUUUGCUUUUCUUUGUUUUCUCUCUCUGUGUAUGUGUGUGAUUAUGACGAUGGGAUUAUCUUUCUGAGGCUUUUUCAUUUUCUUGGAAAGAAAAGUUGAAUUUUUUUUUAAAAGAAAGGGAAAAAGUUUGAAACUUUUUAAUGGUGUUCUCUGUUCUCUGUUCGCAUUGAGAGAGUCAAUAAAUGCUGUUAGUAAAUGGUUAGUUGAGAUGGGAGAAAAAGAUCCCGUUGUCCGAGGGAGUUUGGUUUCUUGCAAAAGGAUAGUGAGGCAAAACAUGGGUUUGGUUUCUCUUGUCUCCUUUCUUACAUCCCAUUUCCAUUAAUGGUCUCUCCCUCUUCCAACACCACCUCAACAUUAAGCAACAAUCUUUUCUGCCUUUUCUUCUUCUUUUCCUUCUGUGGUUCUCCUUUUAUGUGAUCGGUUCGAAACGGAUAGAUAGAUAGAGAGAGUAUACAACUCAAACCUGCUUCAGAGACAAACUAAAAGGUGUGUUCUUUUUUGGUUAUCAAGACGAAGAAAGAUGAAGUUCAUGAAGUUAGGGUCUAAGCCUGAUACAUUUGAAUCCGAUGGCAAAUUCGUCAAGUAUGCUGUUUCGGAUCUAGACAGCGAUGUUACUAUUCAUGUUGGCGAUGUCACAUUUCACCUCCACAAGUUCCCGCUGCUAUCGAAGAGCAAUCGGAUGCAGAGACUGGUUAUUGAGGCAAGUGAAGAAGAAACCAAUGUGAUCACUAUACUAGACAUGCCUGGAGGACACAAAGCGUUUGAGAUCUGUGCAAAGUUUUGCUAUGGCAUGACAGUUACGCUCAAUGCUUACAACAUAACCGCUGUGCGAUGUGCAGCUGAGUAUCUUGAAAUGACUGAAGAUGCUGAUCGCGGUAAUCUCAUAUACAAGAUUGAGGUUUUCCUUAAUUCUGGCAUAUUCAGAAGCUGGAAAGACUCAAUCAUUGUGCUUCAGACAACUAGAUCUCUCCUUCCUUGGUCUGAAGAUCUGAAGCUUGUAUGUAGAUGCAUGGAUUCUGUUUCAGCUAAGAUAUUGGUGAAUCCUGAGACGAUCACUUGGUCUUAUACACACAACAGGAAGUUAUCUGGACCUGAUAAGAUAGUCGAGUAUCAUCGGGAGAAGAGAGAAGAGAAUGUGAUUCCAAAAGAUUGGUGGGUCGAAGAUGUAUGUGAGCUUGAUAUUGAUAUGUUUGAGCGGGUGAUGAGCGUUGUGAAAUCGAGUGGAAGGAUGAACAAUGGUGUAAUUGCUGAAGCACUUAGAUACUAUGUUGCAAGGUGGUUACCAGAAUCUAUGGAGUCUUUAACAGCAGAAGCUUCUUCAAACAAACAUCUUGUUGAGACUGUUGUUUUCUUGUUGCCAAGAGUAAACAGAGCGAUGAGCUACUCUUCUUGCAGCUUCUUGCUGAAACUCCUUAAAGUUUCUAUUUUGGUUGGAGCUGAUGGGACUGUGCAAGAAGACUUGGUUGAAAACGUGAGCUUGAAGCUGCAUGAGGCCUCGGUUAAGGAUUUGCUGAUCCACGAAGUAGAAUUAGUCCAUCGGAUUGUUGAUCAGUUCAUGGCUGAUGAGAAACGUGUGUCUGAAGAUGAUCGGUACAAGGAGUUUGUUUUAGGAAACGGGAUUUUGUUGAGCGUAGGAAGAUUGAUUGACGCUUAUCUCGCACAUUGCUCUGAUCUUACGCUCUCUAGCUUCGUCGAGUUAUCUGAGCUAAUACCCGAAUCAGCUAGGCCGAUUCACGAUGGUCUCUACAAAGCCAUUGACACUUUCAUGAAGGAACAUCCGGAACUAACGAAAUCCGAAAAGAAGAGACUUUGCGGGCUAAUGGACGUGAGGAAACUGACGAACGAGGCAUCAACUCACGCUGCACAGAACGAGCGACUUCCAUUGCGAGUGGUGGUACAAGUUCUUUACUUUGAGCAGCUCCGAGCAAAUCAUAGCCCAGUCGCGUCUGUUGCAGCUUCGUCGCAAUCGCCGGUUGAGAAGACAGAAGAGAACAAAGGACAAAAAGUGGCAAAGAAGGUGGAGCUGAGCAAGAAAAGCAGAGGAAGCAAGAGCACGAGGAGUGGUGGUGGCGCACAGCUGAUGCCAUCGAGGUCAAGGAGGAUCUUUGAGAAGAUAUGGCCGGGAAAAGGAGAGAGUAGCAACAAGAGCUCUGAGGUUUCGUCUGGAAGCUCGCAAAGUCCACCGGCAAAGUCGUCAAGCUCGUCUUCCCGCCGCCGCAGACAUUCCAUAUCGUGAAAAAGCAGUGGGGAGAAUCAAAAUUUGUAAAGUGAAGCUAUUAAUGGCUGUAACGUAUUUAUAAGUGGUUUUAGGGUUUGUGGUAGUUUAUAUUAAAACUGAUGAAGUUGUGUUCUGUGUUUCUUUAGUCGUAAAGAUUUGUUAACAGUAUUAUUUGGUAGUUGAGAACAUCGUAAUGUUUUAUUAAUCCUUGCAACA
Messenger RNA from Capsella rubella, 2847 nucleotides. RefSeq names its product BTB/POZ domain-containing protein NPY1. The transcript is spliced from 4 exons. Gene Ontology annotation, molecular function: protein binding. The coding region runs from base 934 to 2649 and encodes 571 amino acids. The record is from RefSeq and is a predicted model, not a curated record. Lineage: Eukaryota; Viridiplantae; Streptophyta; Magnoliopsida; Brassicales; Brassicaceae.